Messenger RNA from Gambusia affinis (western mosquitofish), 2870 nucleotides. RefSeq names its product zona pellucida sperm-binding protein 2-like. The record is from RefSeq and is a predicted model, not a curated record. The transcript is spliced from 21 exons. NCBI's taxonomy places the organism in Eukaryota, Metazoa, Chordata, Actinopteri, Cyprinodontiformes, Poeciliidae. Bases 123 to 2846 code for a protein of 907 amino acids.
ACAGGGACAUUCUCCCUAGACAUCCAAAGGGUUGACCUGCAGAGUUCCUUUCUCUUGACAAGUUUUAUAAGAAGUGGCAGACAUAGGAACUCUGAGGUUACCAGUCUCCCACAGACUUUACAAUGGGGCAUCUGCCUUUAUUGAGAUGGAUUCUUUUCUUGCUAGUGGCUGCAAACAUAGAGGCUCAACAGAAGCCCCCUAUAAAUAUCAGAGCAAAAUGCUUGGGGAAUAUUAUGCGUGUGGAUGUUGGGCCACUUGGAGGAAGCCUUUUGGAUGUUGGUGUUAUCAUUAAUAACACGGCAAUUGUUGUUACACCAAGUAUUGCAGCGCAGUGUGGCUUCAGUAUGAAGAGUGACUCAUUUGGGAAUGCCUUAAUUUAUAUCUCCCUCCAAAACUGUUUUGCACAAAAUGUGGAUGAUGAACUGUUCACAACUGCACUACAACUUCGCAUUCAAGGGAAUCAGUUUUCUCAAGAAGAGGUGUAUCAGGUGGCUGAAACCUGCCAGUAUGAUGUCUGGGCCUCCAGAGAAGUCAUCUGUGACUAUAACUACAUGGAAGUGUCAAUAAAACGUGCAACUCAGGAUGACUUUCCUCUGCCUGAACAUCCUAUCCACGGCUCAAAGCCUUCAAACCCUCGUCAUGCUGCAGAGAAACGGUCUAUGGAUGCAGGAUUCAAAGCUACAACCGUUGUGUUUUUCACACCGGAGGGAGAGAAACCUAUGAGUUUGCUUGCAGCACAGCAAUGUGGAUAUGGCAUUGGAAAUACUCCUACAAGGCUGGUUUUGAGAAGUCCAAUGAUUGCACCAGAAACUUUUAUGCAGACAGUAGUAGGGGUUCCCAUGAAAAUUUUCAAAACGUCAACAAUCUUUGAAAAGAAGUGGCUUGCAACACAAAUUGAUGCUGUAGCUGCUUGUCCAAUCCAGGAGGGUAGUGUCUUCUUCACUCAAAGCACAAUCACCUGGUACCUGCCCUGGCAGAUGGACCCAAUGACUUCUUCUGGACAGUUUAAUCUGUUGGAGGUGCACUUCGGCAUAAAUGGCCAAAGGCUUGACGCUGUGGAGAUGCAGGCCAAAGGAUACUCUGUAGCACUCAAUGACUUCUACAUUGUCACUGAACUUCCCAUUGGGGGUGUUGGUGGCUACUACAAGAGCCACACUCAAGGUGAUCUGUACUACGUCUCUUACAUGAUUGAGCCAAUGCUUGAGCUGCUUUGGACCGAAGGUGCCACUCGUGAACAAACGAGAUACAAAGUCUUUUUUCAUAUCACAACACAUCUGCUACCACGACCCUUAGAACUUAUUGACAAUACAGUUCCAGGGGAGAAGAUGUUCAGGAUGACGCUUGGACAUUUUGCUGCUGAUGUGGCUCUAAUGAACAUUACCUUCCCUGCUGAAGUUCUAACAAUGCCAGACUGCAGUGCCCGAGGCUUUAACAUCUUGGAGCACAUGUCUCCUAACACCAGCUUGAAGGUCUUUACCCUCCAAGUGCCCUUUGCAGACCCUGCAGUCUUGCAACAGACUGGAGAGGGAGUGACAGUCUAUUCCCUUCACCUGACUUUUGGUCUGCUGAUCCUGGAUGAGCUUGUUGCAUUCUCUCACAAAGCCUACUUGGAAGCUGUCGUCCAGGAUAUUGUCCCGCCUUUUGUCUCUGGCGGCUGUGACAACUAUAACUUCUAUAUCCUUGUAAAAUAUGGAAGCCCGGGCUACAACUUUCAGACAAUGGUGGGGAAGCGCUACAUGACCCCCAGUUUGGCUCAGCAUUAUGACUAUAUGGAGAACGGGACACACUUCAGUUUUGUUGUGCCAUUUUCAGCUCUUGAUGUUGCAGUGGAGGCCAUUGAACCUUCUUCCACUAGAAGCAGGCUUGAUAUAGUUUUGAGUAAUCCAGAGACUAAUUUUCAAAUUCAAGAAUUAUCUGUAGCUUGCAAUUUUCCUUCAACACUUACAACAUGCUUUCCAAAUGGCACAAUGACUGCUCUGGCUUUAAAACUGGAAUCAGUGCCCUUGCUGAACCCCAGCCAUCUCACCCUUGCGGAUCCUUCCUGUGGCCCUGUCCACAGUGAUGACCGUUCUGCUUUCUUUGUCUUCACAGUGAAUUCAUGUGGUACAACAAGGAAGUUCAUGACAAAUGCCAUGCUCUACGAAAAUGAGAUCUCACUGCCAGAUGAACUUCUAAUGAAAAAGAGUCCAACAUCAGAGGAACCAGAGUAUCAUUUAAAGAUUUCCUGUUUCUACGACAUCAACACAAGCCAGACUGUGGCCUUUAACACAAGACCUCGCAGGAGUGAACCUUAUGCUGAAAACGCUAAAGGCCAGUUGCAAGUUGUAAUGAGGCUUGCUUUGGAUGACUCCUACAGCGCAUUUCAAAACUUUGAAGAGUAUCCCUUAGCAAAAUAUCAACAACAGCCACUGUGCUUUGAGGUGGAGCUGCUGAAAUCUACUAACCCUCUGGUUUCACUUGAGUUGGAAAACUGCUGGGCAACACAAGGCAAAGACAGAACAUCCCAACCCAGAUGGGAUCUGAUAAUUAAUGGCUGUCCAAACCCAGCUGACACUUACCAGGUAGUCUUUCAUCCUGUUUGGACUGAUGCCAGGGUUAGGUAUCCCUCCCACUUCAAACGGUUUGAGAUCCAGAAGUUUGCCUUUGCUGAUGGCAAAGAUGACAUGAGUACCAAGCUUUUUGUGCAUUGUGAUAUUGUGAUCUGUGACUCCAAAAAUCCCCUUGGUGGCAUUUGUGGAGGCCAAUGUUCAAACCCAAAGCAGACAACAAAAGGUCAAAAACGUGAUGUUUCACAUGUCUAUGGCUUUGAAUAUACGUCUCUUGGCCCAAUACAAUUGAAUCUUUAAAAAUAAACACUUUUGAAAUUAAAA